Messenger RNA from Closterium sp. NIES-65, 2325 nucleotides. The record is from the annotation of a GenBank genome assembly. Lineage: Eukaryota; Viridiplantae; Streptophyta; Zygnematophyceae; Desmidiales; Closteriaceae.
AUGGGGAUGAAUCGGCAAUAUGUCCCUCUCGACCCCACAAGAGGUGGGAAGUCGUCGGCCAUCAUCCUCGCCUUCGCCAUGGCCGGCAGUGUCGCCAUCCUCGCUGCGUCCGUCUUCCUCGGUGUGAAGCUCGCGUCGAUGCAAGGAGAGGAACCCCCUCCACCUCCCGCUCCGCUUCCGCCCCCGCCUAUCAACGUCACCAUCACAUCCAAGAUCCAAAUGGCCCUGCUUUUCCUCGAAACCCAAAAAUCGGGUAAACUACCCCCGGGUUAUCCCAUCACUUGGCGAAAUAACUCGGGGAUGCGGGACGGACAGGAUCAGAACCGGGACCUACGGGGAGGAUACUACAUCGGCGGCAGCAACAUCAAGUACCACUUCCCGCUGGCCUACACCGUGACCAUGCUGUGCUGGUCGCUGCUGGAGUACGAGUCCGUGUAUCGACUCGUGAAUAUGCACAACGAAAUGGCGGAGCUCAUAGACUGGGGUGUACAGUACAUCCUCGCUUCAAGAUACCAGGAACUGAUAUUCGCGCAGGUGGGCACGCCCGAGAUCGACGACGUGUGCUGGAUCCGGCCGGAGGACAUGAAGCCCGCGCAGCGCCCCACCAUGUUCCCCUGCGACGUCACGCACCCGUGCUCCGACCUCGCGGGCGAAUACGCCGCCGCGCUCGCCGCCGCUUCGCUGACGUUCCGCGUGGGCAACCCCGCGUACGCGGACCAGCUUCUGCAGAGCGCGGAGGAGAUCUUCGAGUACGCGGAUCAAUACCGCGGGAAGUAUAGCGACUGGGUGGAGGCGGCGCAGACGGAGUAUAACUCCACCGGCUACGGCGACGAGCUCAUGUGGGGCGCCACGUGGCUGUACUUCGCGUCGGGAGACACCAAGUAUCUGGACUACGUGAUCGGGCCGAACUCGUACAUCUUCGAGACGAACCAGUGGGGGCCCGGCACGAAGACGUUCGACUGGGACAACAAGGCGCCCGGCGUGCAGGUGCUGAUGACGCGGCUGCUGAUGCUGGGGUACGGGGCGGGCAACGAGGGGCAGAUCCCGCAGUACCUGCAGACGUAUCUCAACGCCGCGAAGCUCUACGUGUGCCAGCACACGCCGCACUGGCUCCGCGCCAACUUCACCGACAGUGGGGGGCUGAUCUACGUGAGCGACGACCAUCCGAUCCAGUACGCGGUGAACGCGGGGUUCCUGUCGGUGCUGGUGAGCGACUACCUGCGCAUCGCCAUCAACGCCAACGUCUCCUCGCACUACCUCGACUGCGACGCCACCAUUGACGACAUCGUCGACUUCGCCGCCUCGCAGGUGAACUACAUCCUGGGCGACAAUCCCCAGAAGAUGAGCUACAUGGUGGGCUUUGGCGAGAAGUACCCCACGCGCGUGCACCACAGAGCCGCCUCCAUCACGUCCAAGCACGUCGACCCCACGCCCUUUGACUGCGCCACUGGCCAGCGCUUCAAAGUAUCCAAGUAUCCGAAUCCUAACGUUCUCGUGGGAGCGAUCGUGGGUGGUCCAGCCCGGGACGACUCAUACCUGGACGACCGCACAAUCCCCCAGCAGAGCGAGCCCCUGCUGCACCUCAACGCUGUCUUUGCCGGCCUCCUGGCCAGCCUGGGUGCCUUCCGCAGCGGCAACAGCCCGGGCAACUCGCUCACGCGCAUGUGGGCGCAGAUUCCCUGGGCCAAGAAGUACGCCGAGUCCCUCGAGGAGCUCAUUCCCAAGCCCUACCCCUCGCCUCCCAAGCCGCCCGUCUCCCCUCCCCCCUGGAGGACCCCUCCCCCUAAGGCUCCCAGACUUCCUCCCAAGCGCAACGGCCCCAGCCCCCCUCCUCCUUAUGUCAACCCCCCGCCCCCCUCACCUCCUCCCCCGAGCCCCCCUCCUCCCCGGCCGGUCAAGAGAACCCCUCCUGCUCCUCCGCUGUUCUUCAAGGGCCAGGGGAAGUGGAAGCUGCCCCCUGCCCUCCCUCCCAAAACUGCUCCCUCACGCAAGGUUUUGCCUCCUGCUGGCAAGCUUCCUGUGGUACAUGCUCCUCCUGCCAUUCCCAAGAAGCCUGUCAAAUUUCCCCCUGUUGUGGAAGCGCCUCUUGGGAAGAUCCCUGCAGUUGUAGAGGCACCACUUGGGAAGGUUCCUGCAGUUCCAGCAACUAAGGUUCCAGCUACCAAGGUUCCAGCUGCUAAGGUUCCUGUCCCUGCAGCAAAGGCAGUGGCCCCUGUCAAGGAAGUUCCUGCAACGCUCACCCCUGUUGCUGCUGGAAAAACUGCUGCACCGGCUGCGGGUAAAAUACCAACAGUGCCUGCAGGAAACCCUGAGAUUGUGCCUUGA